Molecule: messenger RNA, 1394 nt
Organism: Halichondria panicea
Lineage: Eukaryota; Metazoa; Porifera; Demospongiae; Suberitida; Halichondriidae
Exons: 2
Coding region: 120-1286 (388 amino acids)
Source: RefSeq, a predicted model, not a curated record
CCAUCAUGUCUGUAUGGUGCAUAACUGGUUACAUUCCACAGGCCUACUACAGAGCAUAAUUAUAAAGAGAGUUACCAGUUGCUCUCUUUAGUGAUAGGAAGAGACUGCAUGCCUGAAACAUGUCGAAAUGGAUUAGUAUUUUAUUUCUUUGCGCCUAUCUGACUUAUGGUACAACUUGGAAUCAACAAAAAACAACAACAUGCUAUAGGAGCAGCCAGCAAAACUUUCCCGAAAGAGUGCAACAAACGAUGGACAAGAUAUCCAUGACUUUGGAUUCUAAGCUAGAGAUAAUUUCAUCAACACUUGAAACGAUUGCCACAUCUUUGUCAACUAUAGCUCAAAACACCAACACAUAUUGUACAAGUCCUACCAGCGCUGAACCACAAACAACAUCUAGUACUCAAUCACCAACCUCUUUUGCGACUCAACCUGAAACUACUACAGAAAGUCCUACGACUGAGUCUCCAUUUCCAAAAGGGACUCCCGAUAACCCGGCCAGAUCUUGCAAUGAAAUUGCUCUGGAAAGUCCUUCAGAGGACUACUGGGUGUACACAGGCAAUGGAACAGUUAUCCAAGUAUAUUGCAACAUGACAAGGACCUGUUGCAACAAUACGGGAGGGUGGAUGGUACUAGCUAACUAUUCAGUGAAUGUAAAUGAUCGCAGGUGCCCAGACACGUAUACUUAUGGCAGUUAUGGCCCAGAUUAUGGUCUGCUAUUUUACUUUUGUCAAAUACCCGGAGGAGUCGGGUACUAUUGUCAUUCCCUUACUUUCCCCGUUCAUGGGAUUGAAUAUUCCCAUGUUUGCGGAAACAUUUUAGGAUACCAAUGGAGCUCAACAACUGCAUUUGAUCCCUACUACCAAAAUCAGAGCUUAACAAUUGACGAUCCAUAUGUUGAGGGGAUCAGUAUAACAUACGGCCAAUAUCCACGAAAGCAUAUUUGGACACUUGCAGCAGCAAGGGACGAACUAUUUACAGACAGCUCAAGUUGUCCUUGCAUUCGAAGCGAUACCGAAUUCACGGGAGUGAUACCCCCUUUUGUAGGAGACGACUAUUUUUGUGCAACAUCUAUUACGAGUAGGCACACAGCUACUGGAAAUACUCAUUACCUCCGAAACCCUAUUUGGGAUGGCAAUCAAUGCGGUUCUGGUAACACAUGCUGCACUUUUAAUGACCCACCUAUUUUCUGCAAGCAACUACCUGAACCAAGUACAGAUGAUAUAGAACUAAGGCUGUGUGGGGAUGGAAGUCUUCCACUGAACACUAUUCAGAUUUAUGUACGCUAAAAGAUCUCUGCUAAAAAAAUAUUAGCCUAGAUGGCCAUGCCCCUAUGAUAAUGCUUAAUUGUGCAAAGAUUUAUUUCCCCCUACAUCGUACACAUGCAUUUUGCUGAC